Drosophila serrata is the source of this 5123-nucleotide messenger RNA. It is a transcript of the gene Girdin, whose product is annotated as protein girdin. The record is from RefSeq and is a predicted model, not a curated record. Gene Ontology annotation, molecular function: dynein light intermediate chain binding; microtubule binding. Gene Ontology annotation, biological process: cytoplasmic microtubule organization; cytoskeleton-dependent intracellular transport. Gene Ontology annotation, cellular component: centrosome; cytoplasm. NCBI's taxonomy places the organism in Eukaryota, Metazoa, Arthropoda, Insecta, Diptera, Drosophilidae.
CCAUCUCUAUAGAAGCUAAAAUACAACUCGUCUUCCCAAAAGUGAUUUUCGCUAUUUUUCGUACCGCUUUUAGUGCUUGUAGUUAACGUAUUUAUUAAACCCAUUCUGAAAAAGUGCUGUCCCGCCGUUCCUAGUGUAUAUUUAACUGUGAUUUUCCGGAUGUGCGUUAUUGGUGGCUCGGGAAAUGCCCCGUCCUUGGAAUGAUUAUUGGGAGGCUGCGGGACAAUCGUUGGGAAAAUAAAAAAGUAGCAGCAGCUUGCAAUUCGGAAGGGCCGCAGUGCACCAGCUGCUACAUUGUGACAGGUGCAGAAGUAGCGGGCACACACCACGAGCACCUACAUAUUCCGUCCAUCUCACCGAAACAACAAGAACAACAAUGGCAGGCACGGCAACGGCGACGCCAAUGGAAAUUGACGAAUUCAUAAAUGGAGCACUCGUUUCUUGGCUGGAAUCAUGCCUGCCGCGAGCGGAGUUGCUCGCGGGCUAUACUUCUCUGCUCGAUGGCCACAUUAUCCACAGCGUUUGGCUGCAGAUCGAUCCGGAGCCGCAGAACAAUCCCAGCGAGCUGAACGAUCUCAAUGGAAAGUCGCUGAGCAUUGCGAGGGCCAAGAACUUCGAAUGCAUUGUGCGGAAUCUCAAGGCCCUGUUCGAGGAGGAGCUGGGCCAGACCAUACUGGUCCUGCCCGAUGCCUUCACUUUGGGCCACCAUCCGGAGAGCAGGAGCGGCCUGGACCAGAUGCGGACGCUGCUCACGCUGCUGCUCGGUGCCGCCGUGCAGUGUCCCAACAAGGAGCUGUUCAUUGCCCGUAUCAAGGAGCUGGAUCUGGAGACGCAGCAUGCCAUUGUGGCGUUGAUCAAGCAGGUAACAGACAGUCACAGCCUGGUGCUCACCGAGGACUCUGUGGAACGGCUGACACCGCAAAGUAUGUACACGCACAUCCUGCGCCUCACGAAGGAGCGGGAUCUCAUGUAUCUGAAGUGGAUCGAUCUGGCCUGCGUGGAGCCCGAAAUGGCCGCUGGCGACAAUCUCGUGGAAUGCAGCCAGGGCGUCAGUGUGCCUCGCUCCCCGUCCAACGGAACGGCAACCUCAACGCCCUCAUCGUCCUCCAACUCGGAGAGCAAUCACUUAGCCGUAGAGUGUGCGGAUCUCAGGUCUAAGAACCGCAAGUUGCGACAGGAGCUUGAGGAAAAAUCAGAGAAUCUCUUGGAGCUGCGGGAGGAGCUCGAUGACAAGAAAGUGCGCUUCGAUAAGCUGCGGCAGGAGAGCCAGGAAUGGUUUACGGAGGCCAAGCGGGCGUCUGCUUAUCGCGACGAGGUGGACAUCCUAAGGGAGCGCGCGGAGCGUGCAGAUCGCCUGGAGGUGGAGGUCCAGAAGUAUCGUGAAAAACUCGGUGAUUCCGACUUUUAUAAGUCGCGCGUAGAGGAGCUGCGUGAGGACAACCGCGUGCUGUUGGAAUCAAAGGAAAUGCUUGAGGAGCAGCUGCAACGUUAUCGUAAACGUUCAGAGCACGCCAUUUCCUUGGAGUCCGAGAUCAUUAAGUACAAGCAGAAGCUCAACGAUAUGGCGCUGGAACGGGACGUGGACCGAUCGAAGCUCGAGGAGCUGCUGGAGGAGAAUGCCCAGUUGCAGCUGGUGGCUAAGAAUCUCAAUACGACUCAGGAGCUGGACAAGUCCUUCUCUGACAACGAAGACGACUGCAACUCUGGCGACAACAGUCUUUCCGAACAGCUCACGAACAAUGCCCAGACACGUGCUCUUAAACUGGAGCUGGAGAAUCGUCGCUUGACGGCCGCCCUGGAGCAGAUGAAGGAGAGCAACUUUCACGAGACCUCCGGCAAGAUGCUGGAGCUGGAGAAGGAAAAGAAAAAGCUCUCGCUAAAAAUUGAACAGAUGCAGGAAAAUGUCCAGCGGCUUACCCAGCAGAAUGUCGAGCUAGAAGGCGUCUUCAAGAACGCUCUGGAGGAGAACAAGAAGUUACAAGACGCCUUGGACAGUCGGCAGAAAAGCUACGACCGCCAGAGUCUCGAGCGGGAGACGGAUCGCCAGAAGCUGGCCGAUGCGGAGCAGCAUGUGGAGACUCUGAACAAGGAGAAGCAGCGCAUACAGACGCUAAACGAGAGCAUUCAGCGUCGAGCCGACGAUCUGGAGCGGCUGGCUGAAAGCAAAGCCAAGGAGCUGGAGCAAUAUACAGAGAAGUCCAAGCAACACGAACAGACCCGCCAGAGGCUUUACGAGAUCGAGGCCAAGGUAUCGACCUAUGAGCGCGAGAACGCCAGCUUGGUCAAAGAGGUGUCAAAGCUGAAGGAGGGCAGCGAACAGAAGUCCGUGCAGCUGGACGAGAGCGUCAACCGACUUGAUGCCCAGGCCAAGGAGUUGGUCAGGCUGACCAAAACCCUCGAGGAGGCCGAGCAGGUGCAGCUAAAACUCGUGGAGCUGGAGAAGCAGAACCAGGAGCUAGUCUCGCAACGCAACAUUGACCAGGAGAUGAUAAGCACACUACGCAAUGACCUGGUUACCGGAACUCUUGUAACAAAGAAGGUGCGACACAACCUGGAGAAGCUCGGCCUCGCCGACGAAGAGCCCGGCGAACUGAACGUUGAGCAUGUGGUGGAGAAGCUUGUACGUAAUCCGGAAACCUUCAAGACUGUGCGAGAGAUCAUGCUAAACGUGACGCGCGAACAGCAACAAAUGGAGGACGACGGUGAUCACGAGGGCGGAGGCGUCAAAUCGGACAUGUGUGUGCUUUGCCACCGCCAGGAAAUAUUCACCGUAGAAAAGAACAUCGAGCUAGCGGCGUCUGCUCCUGCAGCGUCGGUUGCGGCGCAGCCUUCCUCCCAGGAACUGCGGUUCGAGCAUAAGGUUCGUCUUAGCCCGGCACGCGAGUCAGCAGAACUGACGCGCCUCAAAGACUCAAACACACAGUUGCAGACGGAGAAUGCCCGGCUCAGUGUGGACGUUGCUGCCUUGGGCUCCCAGAUUACGUCGCUAAAUACUCAGCAUGUGGCCCUACAGCUGGCCAACUCGCAGCUGGCGGCCGAAAAGGAUACCUUGCUAAAGGAAAUCGAUUCGCUGCAGCAGGAGCACAAGCAUGCGCUGCAGGACCAAGUGACGUUGCAGUGUCUGCACGAUCAGCUCUCCGCCGAAUACGAAUCGCUGAACAAGGACAAGGAACAGCUGAAGGCGGCGGUGCGGGAUCUACGACAGGAGAUGCGCGACACCCGCGAACAACAAACGGCUCUGGAGCAACGCAUUGAAGAGCUGACCACGCAGAACAACAAUAUGAAGACCUGUAGCGAGGAUCUGUCCAUUCUGCGCACUGAGCACUCCAAGCUUACCGACGACUUCCGCAACCUAUUCGCCACCAGUGAUCGGUUCAAGAACGAGUACAAGAACAUCCAGGAGCAGUACAAGAUGAUACGCAUGGAGCACUCGAGCCUUAAGCUGCACAAUACGGAGCUAACCGGCGAGCUGAACACGAAGAGCGACCAAGUUCGUCAUCUCCAAGUGGAGUACACUAAGGUUCAGCAACGCUGCGAGAUGCUCAUUCAAAACAAUGCCGAUCUGGAUUCAGAGCGCAAGGCCUUAAUGGACAAUGUGUCACAGUUACUCUCCCAAUAUCAGGAGCUCUUGGCGAUUUCCCUCGAGGACAAGAAGCACUUUCACGAAGAGGAGAAGAACUACACCGAACGGGUGCACAGUCUUAAGCGACAAAAGGAAAAGCUGGAGGAGAAAAUCAUGGAGCACUACAAAAAGACCGAAGUCACAGUCCACAAGAAAAAACCCUUUGCCAUUGGUCUGGUUAGAAGAGUGAAGAAGGCCAGCUCGGAUUUGAUGAACAAAGUGCCCAGUCGAAACCGUCGCUCCUGGGUAGAUGAUGCCCGAACCAGUUCACAAUUUGUAAUCGGCUCUGAGUCCGGCGGUAAUGAGUCGGAUAAUAGCAACGAGGAGCCCAUAUCCAUUGCCUCCGAUACGCAUCUGCUCCAGCGAAACAUUCCGCUUCGCCAGAGCCUGCAGCGGGACUUGCUGGAUAACUCCAUCCAACGCGGAGGUGCCGUGCGCAGUAGCCUGCAGGCACAGAAACGUACGGAUUUGAAUAACUCACGUAGAAAUAGCGUGCACGGCAGUCUUGAAGCGCCAGACGUGACGGGCAGCAGCCUGACGCUGGGCACAGCUGGCUCCCGACGCACCGUUUAUCUAAUCGACGAGCACCAGAAGCUACCCGAUGGUAGCUCCGCCCAGCAGCAGCAAUCGUCGGGCGGUAGCAAUGCCCCAGCAACUACUGCACCAGCGCCGGAGCCACCUCAGACGCCGCAGAAGACGGGCGACACCACGGCUAGUAGUGGCCCAGCCACAUUUCUCAUGUACAAUCGGAUUAACACAACGAUCGGCGGUGCCUCGACCAGCGGCGACCAGAGCCCUUUGCUUCCUGCCGCUAGCACUAGUACUCCUCUGCAGGACGACAAGACGGCGCGGAAGCGGACCGAGGACAAGAGCAAUAGCAUCUGGUAUGAAUACGGAUGCGUCUAGGGCUUAAAUCAAGUAUACGAAUUUGAAAUUGAACUUGAAUAUUAAUGCAUUUUGCGCUGACGAAGUAUUAUUUCGUUUUAGAAAUUACGAAUUUAUUUUUAAAAUGCAUUUAGAACAUCGAUGUUGCCUUAAGUCCAUGUAACACAGUGUAAUAAGUGUAAAAGUGCUGCUUAAACCGCUAUGAUUUGCCUUAAGACUAUACUUACUAUAGUACCAACGUAUUUAUGCAAUAUAAACAAAAAACAAAAACUCCAAAAGAAGACUAAGAGCCAGCCAGGCCAACGAACUCAUAACUAUCCAGUAUACACAAGCCUACUCUACAAAUACAAACUAUUAAACGUGUUAACCCUUAGCUAUGCUAUGUAUACCGAUGCCUCAGUGUUGCGUCCAAAGCGGAAAGGCUUUCUUUUCCCGUUUCUAUGUAUUCUACCUAUGUAUUCCUAUGUAUAUCGUUCUCUGCUAGCAGCUAAUAACUAACAAACGCGCCUUCAAUUUGUGAAUAUAUAUAUUUUUUUAUAUAAAUUACCGUAUCGUAGCCUUGUACUAUUUAUUGACGCGAAGAGCCUAACAACGCAAUAAAAGUAAGCAAACAUAA